ACUUGUAAAAUUAUUUGGAUAAAUCUAAUGAUGAUUGAGCAUUUAAUUUUUAUUCUCAUGCUAAAUACUCCUCUUUGUUUUGGAGACGAUCAAACAGAUAAACCAAACGUCACAGUGUCCUCAGGUCUCACAAUCAUACCAGCAGGAGGCAAUGUGACACUGACCUGCUCGUUGAAAAGCACUUCUGGAUGGAAAUAUAAAUGGUUCAGACAAAUUCGAGGCAAAGAUGAAGUUCAAGUCAACACCAGUACUGAAGAAAGCAAAAAUAUCACUGUAUCUCAAGGAGGAAUUUACCGAUGUGUAGGAGUGAGAGGAAAACCAGAGGUGUACACUCCACGAAGUGAUGAGGUCAUAAUUGAGAUUACCUUUUCCAACAAGGCUGUUGUGAAUCUGCAACCAAAUUGGCCCCAGAUCUUCAGCGGUGAGACGAUCACUCUAACAUGUGAGGUCCAGGAAGGAGAAACCACUGAGUGGACGUGUGAAUGGAGGAUGCCUGGGUCAGCUUCGUACCCAGCAAAACAAUUGACCCUUAAUGUUUCUGAGUCCCACAGUGAUGAAUACGAGUGCAGGUGUAGAAGUGUAAAUGACUGGUAUUCUUCCACAGAGUGGAGUGAAGCCAUCAAACUGACAGCACUGGGGAAACCGAAGGCCAGGCUGAGGGCAGAGAGCACAUAUCUACAAGUGGGCAGCAGAGUGACCCUAACCUGUUCAUUGAACCAAUCAUAUCCAUUAUCUUCUGGUGGACUAUAA
Cyprinodon variegatus (sheepshead minnow) is the source of this 750-nucleotide messenger RNA. Its product is annotated as B-cell receptor CD22-like. The coding region runs from base 28 to 750 and encodes 240 amino acids. Gene Ontology annotation, molecular function: transmembrane signaling receptor activity. NCBI's taxonomy places the organism in Eukaryota, Metazoa, Chordata, Actinopteri, Cyprinodontiformes, Cyprinodontidae. Gene Ontology annotation, biological process: cell surface receptor signaling pathway. The record is from RefSeq and is a predicted model, not a curated record. The transcript has 5 exons.